AUGGCCGUUGAGCUUGAACCUAUAUACCUGAGGUUCGACAAAUACCAAUUGGCGCCUCGCCGACUCCCCCCUUCGCCCAGCCUGAUCCACAGGCGUCCGGCGUUGCGGGUGAAUACGGCACAGCGUGCGCCGCCUCUCAAACGACCGAUGUCCACACCGCACCCGAUAUACGCACCGAUCCCGAAGGCUCUACCGUCGACCAACAUACACGCCGCCCACAAUGAUAGCCAGCCCGUUAGCAGACUUCCAGCGGAGCUAUUGGCAUACAUAGUCAACUUGGCGCGCAAUCUCGACCUAUCGGAGGGAGAACAUCCCUCUGGACGUGUCGCAUCGUUCUCGCUCGUCUGUCGGCGAUUCAGGAAGACCCUGCUGUCUGCGCCACACCUCUGGUCAACGAUCGCUGUACAGGCCCAUGCAACGUACGGCCUGCAAUUUGCGGCGCUAUGUAUCACACGCGCCGGCAACGCGCCACUAGAGCUCUGGCUCGAUAGCUUCUACAGCGCCGCACAAGUUGUGCCCUUCAUCGCGCCGCACGAAGACCGUAUUCGACACAUCCGGUUACGCGUACCGGUCGACGCGCCACCCGCUCUCGUCGCAUCGACGUGUGCAUUCCAGGUCCCAAACUUGGAGUCACUCGAUGUGGCACCGCUCUCUGAGGCGGGUAGGGCAACGCCCCUGACGCUACCGACACUUUUUAGUGCAGGGUUCAGCGACCGGAUCGCACGCCUCAGGCUUGCAGAUUGUGCGCCGCCCCCGGGCGCGUAUUCAGCGCUCACACAGUUGCACCUUUCCGGGCGCAUACCGGGCCUAGUAGACCUGCUACGUGGAUGUGCAUCUUCGCUCAGAACCCUAUUGCUGGACAAGAUAGAUUGCGAAGAUGUUCGCGCCGACGAGACGCCCAUAGAGCUAUCUAGUCUUGAUAGCCUUUCCGUGGUCACAGUACCUACUUCGACGGGACAGAACUUCUUCAAUCGCCUGGCGCUCUCCUCACAGUGCCAGAUCCGUGUCCGCUGUCACAUGCCGUCUUCCCCGGACGACGAGAACGCCCCCACGCUGCCCACACUUCCGAGAGCAAUGAGGUCUCUUCUUGACUCGCGAACCUCUCACGCAGAGACCCUACAGCUGUAUGCGAAUGGGGAGCGUGUACAGCUUGUCACCCUCGGAGAAAGCCGAGUGUCCAUAUUCAUAGGCGCGCGCCAAUCGGAUACGGCCGAAACUACCGUCGAGGACGAGGAAGGGGGGCAGUGGUUGACAAGCGCCGUGCGGGAUCUGCUACAGACUUUGCCGCUCGACUCGGUACGAUCAGUCUGGAUCGUGGCAGAGGAUCAACUGCCCGUAGAUGUCGUGGCCGUGCUAAGCGCGCUACCAAACGUUCGCGAGUUCACGGCGCUGGACGCCGCGCUGGCGGACGUUUCGCGCGCGUUGAGCACGGCCGCUCCCACCGGACUCAUUGCGCCGAAACUUGAGACGUUGCGUCUUCGGGCGUAUGACUCUGAGCGAAGCGCUCUUGCUGUGCUGCGCGGUGCGCUAGAAGCGCGCGUCGCUCACGGUAUGCGCUUGCGGCGCUUAGUCCUUCAGGCAGAUGCUGGUGCAGAUACGGAAGUAUUACAGGACGUGGUGGAUGAACUGCGGGUUGUGAAUGACGACGCCAUGCAGGCGCCUAUGGCACCGCCGGAAUGGUCGGGAUGA
Peniophora sp. CBMAI 1063 is the source of this 1689-nucleotide messenger RNA. The record is from the annotation of a GenBank genome assembly. Lineage: Eukaryota; Fungi; Basidiomycota; Agaricomycetes; Russulales; Peniophoraceae.